AAAGACGCCUUCGCCUCCUUCUACCUCCAGCGCACUACGCGGGAAUUCGCAGAGGACCUCGACAAGGCCCGCACAGCCGACGACUUCAAGCCGGACUCGGUACCGUUCCUGGUCCAUGCCCUGCAGCAGGGGACCGCGCUCUACUCGGAUGCCGACAAGGCCCGCGUCAUG
Messenger RNA from Sodiomyces alkalinus F11, 171 nucleotides. RefSeq lists its product as hypothetical. The transcript has a single exon. Gene Ontology annotation, cellular component: preribosome, large subunit precursor. Lineage: Eukaryota; Fungi; Ascomycota; Sordariomycetes; Glomerellales; Plectosphaerellaceae. Gene Ontology annotation, biological process: ribosomal large subunit assembly. The record is from RefSeq and is a predicted model, not a curated record. The annotation marks the transcript as partial.